CUGGUAUUGAGAAACUGUCUCUAGCGGAACACAGCGACGAGGUGUCGACCUACGGCUCCACACUGACCUACACCAGCUCGGGAUCCAGGUCCAGGUCAUGGCGGCAGCAGCAGCGGUGGACGAGACACUCGCGCACCCGCAGGACCGACGCCAGAAGACGCAAGCAGCGGCUCCGUGGUUUCCUCGGAUGGUUUCCACGAUGUCUCCAGCCGUGUCUCAGCAGCUAGACGAGCUGUUCCCUGUCCAAGGUUUCCCGGUUGCAAGGUGAUGUGCUCUCAACGCAUCCCGAGGGGCCGGAGGUUCUUCCUGAUUCUGGUGAUGUUGGUGAUAGAGAGGUACGUCCUCUAUGGAGCCAUAGACGAGGUCCUAGACCUCAUCCCCGAGCUGGACAAGGAUGCCGACAUGACUGGCCUAGGAACGUUUCUCCGCGUGUUUCUCUUCUACUGCGUCAGUCGCAUCUUCUAUCCAGUCGGAGGGUUCAUUGCGGACGUGUACAUGGGCCGGUGUCGGGUCAUCCAUAUGAGCCUGUGGUUCUACUGGAUCGCAUUUGCCCUCCUUACCGUUGCACAUAUUCUGCAAGGAUUGCACAAUGAACUACACAAUGCCUCUGUCCUAUAUACACACAUCUUACCAAUCGCUGCGUAUGUCUUCAUGAUACUAGCGGCUGGUGGGUUUGAACCCACACUCAUUCCGUUCGGAGCUGAUCAACUGGAAGCUGCUGGCUCCAACGAACUCAGCUCCUACUUCUACUGGUACUACUUUGCUAUUCAACUUGGACCUCUCCUAAAUAUAUUUGUCAACUCUGGUCUUUCGGUGUUGCUCCCAGCACAGACAGCAGAUACGAUGCAAGUCCUGGCUACCAUCAUUGUCACGACCUGUGGCCUAGUGCUGCAUAAGACUCUAGAGCACUGGUACUUCAAGAAUAUCCUACGAGAGAACUGCAUCAAGCUGGUGGCAAAGGUGCUGUGGUAUGCGGCCAGAGUCAAGAGAAGAAUGCCGCAGUACCGGAGAGCUUUUCGCUACGGAGAGGGAAAAAUCAAGCGGAUUGAUUUAGCCAAGAGAAGAUACGACGGGAUUUUCACAGGAAAUCAAGUGGAGGACGUCAAGACCUUUUGUCGCCUGUGUUUGAUUAUUUUCUGCCUCUGUGGCUACUUCUUUUCUCAGUCGGGGGUAGUUGUGAUGAUGUCAUUCCGAGUCAAUGCCACAAUCUUCACGGCGACAGCUAACAGCUCGAAUGUUGCAUUUCUUCAAAGCCUCUCUCCAAACAUGUUCAUAAUAGUGAACAGUAUUACCGGACUGCUGUUUGUUCCUCUUGUGAACCACAUCUUCAUUCCUUGUCUUCCCUGCGUCUCCAUCAAAGCAAGAAUGGCUAUUGGGAUGAUUGUCAAUGCCGUUGCUAUACUUUCUGCAGGCUCCAUCGAGUUCAGUCUCCACAGUGGCACCAUGUCAGAGCCCGUUCAUACACUGCUGCUGUUCAUAAUACCAACUGUGCUCAUCACACUCCCUGAAACACUUACAUACACAUCAGCCCUGGAGUUUAUUUACGCCCAAUCUCCAGAGAGCAUGAAAGGGAUGCUGACAGGCCUCUUCUACUUCACACUUGGCAUCUUCAGUGGUGGAUCUACAGUUCUCUUCUACCUCUACCUCAGACCCAGUAGCAACACCUGGAACUAUGCCAACUACUACUGGAUCCUGCUGGCGUUUUCUGUCAUGGGACUAGUUGCCUACGUCAUUGCUGCCACUUUCUAUGUAAAUCGGAGGAGACCAUCAACAGAGUCGGAGGAAGUAGAGGAAAGGAGACUUUUCUAUAACAACAUCUCGAUGCCUUAGCUCCCAUUGUGUGUGUGGUGUGCCAAUAAUUCAGUGUGUGUAACUCCAUAGCCCAUUCUCAUUAAUCAAGUGUGGAAUAUCAUUAUAUAUACACCAUUAACUUCAAAGACUGUUAUAUUAUAGUGCCAAUUUAAUUCUCCAAUCUCCCAUGAU
Messenger RNA from Geodia barretti, 1983 nucleotides. The record is from the annotation of a GenBank genome assembly. Lineage: Eukaryota; Metazoa; Porifera; Demospongiae; Tetractinellida; Geodiidae.